AUGGGCUUGAAAUCUCUAGCUAACAAAGCAAAGGGUAAACGUCCGAUUGUUGAAGAGGAGGAUUCUGAUUUUGCUCCUCCUUUAACCAAGCGUGGGAGGCCACAUGCUAAGAAGAAAUCGAAGCUCAGUGUGGAGGAGCAAAUGGUUGAAGAAAUUUCUAGUAAAAAAGCUAGUGUUGCUGCCGAAGUUCGAACAGAGGUCUGGGACUACAAAUUUAGUCCAUCUGAUUACUACAGAUCUAAAUGUGUUUGCACUAGUCUUUUUUCUGUCAUUGAUAAUAUUAAGAAAAUUUUAUCUGUUAAUUUACUGUCCAUGUUUCGUGAGACUCAGUUUGGUCAUUUUCUAGAUAUGCCUGAGUUUGUUUUUCAUCCCCAAGUUGUUCAUAGUUUAUUACUGAGGGAAGUUUUCCAGCCCAAUCCUAAAGAGUUUUGGGCUAAGGUUGCUGGUCGUUUCAUACGGUUUAGUGUUGAGGAAUUUUAUUUGAUUACUGGAAUUGAUUGUUUCAGUGAUUGCAACAAGUUGUUGUUUUUACAGGAAUCAAAUCAGUUGGUAGAAAUCUGUUUUCGUGGUGUAAAAACCAUUGACCACAAAGCUAUUGAGGAUGCUUUUUUGGGUAGUAGGUGGGGUUUGGGUGAGUCCCUUGGAUUGAAAAUGGUUGUGUUGUAUUUUAUUCAGUGUUUUCUUCUUAGUAAUACUCAUGAUAAAGAAGUAUCUAGGUUUGAUCUAGAUGUUGUGGAUAGCGGUCGAUGGGACAAGUAUUGUUGGGGUAGGGAAUCCUUUGAAUUGACUAUUGAUUCAUUCAAACGUAGAAUUCAGCUCUUGGGUUUUAUGCCCUAA
Cannabis sativa is the source of this 837-nucleotide messenger RNA. RefSeq lists its product as uncharacterized. The transcript is spliced from 2 exons. The record is from RefSeq and is a predicted model, not a curated record. Lineage: Eukaryota; Viridiplantae; Streptophyta; Magnoliopsida; Rosales; Cannabaceae. Bases 1 to 837 code for a protein of 278 amino acids.